Molecule: messenger RNA, 2508 nt
Organism: Meloidogyne enterolobii
Lineage: Eukaryota; Metazoa; Nematoda; Chromadorea; Rhabditida; Meloidogynidae
Source: the annotation of a GenBank genome assembly
AUGGAUCACUGGAAACGUGGAGCAAAAGUUUUUAUCGGACCAGAAGUGAAUUGUCGAACAGAAGCUACGAUGGCUUCAUCUCAAAAUUUACCUUUAAUUUCACAUAAAUGCAAAGAUCAGACUGUCAGCGAUAAAAAAAGAUAUCCAACAUUUGCUAGAACAGUACCAGCAGAAUCAGUUAUCGCUCGUUCAUUCAUUGCUUUGUUAAAACAUUUUUGUUGGUACAAAUUUGUUGUUAUAUUUGAAAAUGCCCAUGCCAAUGUUGAAUUACUUACGGCUAUUAGGCGCCUUUUAGAAGAAGAAAGUCAGCAAGUUGAACAACAAAAGAAACGUUCAGAUCCCGUAAAUGUUUGUAAAGGUGAAAGGAAAUACACAAUUUUGAAUGUUUCUUUAGUUAAUCAUCCUUUUAGCGAGGUUGAAAAGACAAAUGUUGAUAAAAUUCGUCAAAUUGUGGAUGCCACAAAAACUGCAACUAGAAUUUAUGUUACUUUUGGAAAUGUUCGUCUUUUUAGAAGAAUUUUACUUGAAAUGGGUGAAAUGGGGUUGAUGUCUAAUGGGGAAUAUGCACUUCUUUAUUUAGAUACUGAUUAUAACUGGUUGAAUGUUUAUCACGCAAUGAAUAAUCACUUUUUUCGAGAUACUCUGCGCAAGUUGAAUGAGUCCUGGGACAAUCCUGAUUCUAUGGAUAGGAAAUUAAUCGGUUAUUCUAGAUCAGCUCUUGCAAUAAUUCCGACUCCUGUACAACUCAAUUCUAAAAUUUUUACCGAUUUUUGGAAAAAAGCAAAUUCUUACCUACCUAAUUUUGGUGUUCAUCAUCAUGAGACUAGCUCCCCAAUAAAGGCUAAUCGUUUUGCUUGUUAUCUUUACGAUGCGGUUAUGUUAUAUUCUCAGGCCCUCCAUGAAACAAUCAUGGAUACUUUAAACAGAACCUCUUCUAUCUCUAAAGUAGAUGAAUCUAUUGAAAAUGGAAGGGAAAUUAUUUCUAGAAUAUUAGGCAGAAAAUAUAAAAGUAUGCAAGGUUUUGAUAUGCGUAUUGACGAAAAUGGCGAUGCAGAAGGAAAUUACACCCUUUUGGCACUUCAGGAAGUCGAGCCGGUUCUUGACGGUAGCAAUCCUGAUUAUUAUCCACUCAAAGAAGCUUUAACAAUCACUGCUGACUUCAUGGCUCAUCCAAACCCGAUAAACUUACCUCAACUUAGAUUUCGUCGUAAAAUUCGCUGGCCUACUGGGAAACCUCCAUUAGAUGAACCUGAAUGUGGUUUCGAUGGAGAGAAGUGUAAAGAGGAUGAAAGUUCUUCUUGGUGGGGGACUGUGCUUUAUAUCGUGCUUGUUUCUUUACUUUUAAUUUUUGGGAUCGGUGCAAUUAUUGCCUUAUACAAAGGAGCGCUUGUGGCAAUAAAAGAGAUUCGUUAUACUAGAAAACCAAAAGAAUUGACAAGAGCGACAAAAUUAGAAUUAAUGAGAAUGACAAAACUUAGGCAUGACAAUGUUAACAAUUUUUUGGGAGUUAUUCUCCUUCACAAUGUUAUUUGUGUUGUUAGAGAAUUUUGUCCAAAAACAAGCUUGAUGGAGGUUUUACGAAAUCGUGAUAUUAAAUUAGAUUCUCUUUUUAUUGCUUCAUUUACUGAAGAUCUCAUUAAAGGAAUGAUCUAUUUGCAUGAAUCGGAUGUCAAAGUGCACGGGAAUCUAAAAUCGACGAAUUGUUUAAUUACCUCCCGUUGGGCUUUACAAGUCGCUGAUUAUGGAUUACAUGAAUUACGUGAUGGUCAAGAAUGGGAAAAUCCACAGAUUAUGAGCUAUCUUUGGACAGCGCCAGAGCUUUUAAACCAGUCCGAAUUUUGUCGCGUUGUUAAAGGAACACAAAAAGGAGAUGUUUAUUCAUUUGGAAUUAUUUUACACGAAUUAAUUGCUCGUCAGGGGCCGUUUAAUUUAAUUAGAGAUUUUAAUUGUUUUACUUAUGAUGAGACAGAAGAUAUUUCGAGUGCUGAAGAAGUUGUUAGAAAAGUGGUUGCUGGGAUUGGAUUCAGACCAAGCUUGAAAGGCUUACAAUGUCAGGAUUAUAUUGUGGAUACAAUGGAAUUGUGUUGGUCUGAAGAACCUGAAUUUAGGCCGGAUUUCCGCCAUGCAAUUCGUCACAAGCUUAAACAACUUUUUGCUGGGACUUUACACUCACGCAAUUUAAUGGACCAUAUUUUGGUUAUGAUGGAAAAAUAUCAAAAUCAAUUAGAAGACUUGGUUGAUGAACGGACAAAAGAACUGCGAGAUGAGAAAAGAAGAACUGAUUUAUUACUUCAAAGAAUGUUGCCAGUUUCUGUAGCUCAACAGGUUAAUAUUAGAGUUGUACCCCGACCCCGAACCCCGACCCCGUUCCCGAACGAUAUUUUCACGAUUCUCCCCGACCCGAACCCCGCCCCGAAAAAAAGUGAAAACCCCGUUCCCCGGCCCAAAAAGUUUCGGGGUUAUCGGGGUUUUAUACCCCUAAAAUAUGUCAUUUUUUGGAGAAAUUAA